Mycetomoellerius zeteki is the source of this 834-nucleotide messenger RNA. RefSeq lists its product as uncharacterized. The transcript has 3 exons. Lineage: Eukaryota; Metazoa; Arthropoda; Insecta; Hymenoptera; Formicidae. The record is from RefSeq and is a predicted model, not a curated record. Gene Ontology annotation, molecular function: nucleic acid binding. The annotation marks the transcript as partial.
AGUACAAGAAAUCUUAUUUAUACCAAUAAAUGUUAUUGUAAAUCUAAAUCUGGUAAAAUGACUUCAGACCAUUUUAAAAUGUGGUUAGAAGAAACUUAUUUUCCAAAUAUUGAUUCUAAUACCGUUCUUCUUAUCGAUUCAUGGACUGGACAUUGUCCCAAUAUUAUUUCAGAUUUAACACCUGCAGGAAAACAUAUUUCUACCAUGAUUAUACCGAAAGGCACAACAGGGAAAAUACAACCAUUAGAUGUUUACGGAUUUAGAAUUUGGAAAAAUUUUGCUAAAAGAUUUUCAGAUACUGUUUUAUUAUUGGAAAGUAAUAUAAAUUUACAUGAACGAAAUAAUAUAAUAAAAUUACAAUCUCUGAUACAUAAUCAAUUGUCAUCCCCGCGAUAUCACAACUUAUUUAAAUAUUCGUGGUUUAAAAGUGGUUAUACAAACGAAAGACCAGAAGAAUUUGAAAAUCCAAUAGAAUUUAGUUUUGACAAAAGUUCAACAAUAUGUGAUAUCGAAGGUUGCAGUAAUAUAGCUGUAGUAAAAUGUUCAUGGUGCAAGAAGUCAUUAUGUUUAAAACAUUUUUUCAUCGAGUAUCAUUAUUGUAAUGAGUAUAAUGAUUUGACUCCAUUGGAUUAUUUUUUGUGGGGUGCCGUUAAAGAUAAAUGUUACGCUAAUCAUCCAGAGACAAUUGAUGCCUUGAAACACGAGAUUGAAGUUGCCAUUCAUGAAAUUCAAGCUCAUACAAUCGAAAAAGUACUUCAAAAUUGGGUUCAUCGUAUGGGCUACUGUAAGGCCAGUCGUGGAAGUCAUUUAAAUGAAAUUGUGUUCCAUUCUUAA